Pocillopora meandrina is the source of this 5845-nucleotide messenger RNA. Lineage: Eukaryota; Metazoa; Cnidaria; Anthozoa; Scleractinia; Pocilloporidae. The record is from the annotation of a GenBank genome assembly.
UGGGAAAGUACAAAGUACUAGUGCGUAGUAGAUAGACAGCGAGCAACAUAAUUGAAUUAUUCAAACACUCGAGUUGCAUAAUUAUCGAAAGGACGCCGUUUUUGCCGUUAACUAAAGCUCAUUUUAACACAGCUGGACUGAAAAACCUUUCAUAUUUAUGUUGAAAACCGAACUGAGGUAGUUUCAAAAAGCUUCUUUUUAAGUCUUCUUGUUCUUUGUUCUGACGAAUCUUGAGCUGUCCUAACGUAUCGCCGAUUCGCCGAGUUUCUCGUCGCGUGUCAAUUCGAGAUGGGAACCAGAGUCUUACAAAGUCCAAAAUUAUGCCGGUAAGUAGAUCAGGGUCGUUGCUUCAGGCAAGAGUAUACUUAGUCUGUUUUAUUCUUUAGGGUUGAGGAAUAUUCUUCUCCGAUAUCCUCUAGAUCUUCUUAAUUCUUCUCUUUCGCUCAGCUGUCUACGUGACACGUGCGACAAAUUAUUAUCAUUUAAUUAGGUCCAAGACAUGACGCUUUUUACAUACAUGAAAUUAAAUUACGCCUGUAAUGCAGUUUCAACGUGAGUUCAUCGUUGAAUUGAUCUUUUGUGAAGGUAUCUUUUGCCCAAGACCACUGAAAUAAAAAUGUUAAGGAUUUAAGUCAAAUAAUACACAAUAAAUGACACAUGAAAUUGACAUAUAAUCGAGACAGCUACGUGACCAUUAAGUAACACAAUGGCAAUGCUCAUGCGGUACACGUGAUUAUGUCUGGAGUCGAAACAUCCGACGAGUGACAGAGAUCCACUUUUGUUUUCUGCUGAAGAAGGAAGUUAACCUUGGCAGUGUCCUUCGUUUUUUUUCCUUUAGAAACAUCGAUGUAUUCCUUUCGAAUAUUUUCCAGCCUUCCCGUGAAAUUGCGAAGCGACAUAAUAUAAUCUCGAAAUUAACUCGACAUGGUAUGUGCCGGUUCAAAUUUUUGGCAAUAUUUGUAGUUGUAGUGGUCAGCAAAAUUUAGUUUUAGCCUUGCUCUUGACAUGGAAAUCAGGUUUUUCACAGGAUAAAUAAUUUAAAGUUAAAAUGAGAGACGAGAUUCGACAGAGGUUUUACACCAGUAUAUCAGGUGCUGUAAAUAUGACGUCACGCGCCCGUUGACGGCUGAAAUAAUUAUUGAUGCGUGUUUUCUCAGAGUACGUUCUGGCCAGGUAAAGUGAGUCGUCGCAGCUUUAAAACGUGAAAAUACCACGCAGGAUCGGCUGAUAUUUUUCUCUGCGUACUUCUUUGAUUUGACAGCAUUUUCUUUGGGGACAAGUGAACCAUAGCAGACUUUCACGUCAGUCAGUUAACAUGACGAACAAACGAUCCCUGGAGCGUCGUAGGUUAGUUUCAAUUGAUUUUACCCAUCCAAGCGAAGUGAACGUCACUCGGUUGAAAUUUACAGUUUCGGUGAGGGCUGCGGCAUCGUUGAAUACUUAAGUGUAUUGAUUUUUACGAGCAGAUAAGCGAAACUGUCGAUUAAAAUCGAAUUUUUCGUUGUAUCUUACGAUUUCAAGAGUCCCCUGCAGAACGCUAAGGGCAGAUUUGGUGUAGAGCGCAAGAUCGCGCUUUUCUUGAUCAGAUGCUGUUUUAAAAAUGAAAGUAUCGUGUAAUAUUUUAAACUGAUAAUUAACGUCAAGGACUGUUUCAUCGGCAAUUCUAGCUUUAGAACAGAUGUUAUUAAAAUUGCUUAUCGUCCUUUGAAGAUGAAAUCGGAGAAUUUACAUACGUGAUAUUUUGCGAAUGUAAACACUUUGACCGGCUUUCUUGCAAGGAAUGAAUUAUUAAAUACAGGAAAUAAGCGAAGCGUGCUGACACAAAAGAACCGGAAAUUAAUACUACUUUUCGAUUAUUUUACUUAGAAGUGUUUAGCGACAGACGUAAUCGACGAUUGCCCGACCCAAGUGAUUCCCUUUAGCCACCCAAGAGGCGCCCGAAACUGAUAUAAUAGUUUUGAAAUUAAUAGUGGCGGUUUGUACUGGAUGUUGAUUUGAAAUGAAAGGUGCUUCAGGACUCGUCGAAGCUUCUUUGUCUCAACUCAUAAGAUUACUAUGACCCUGGUAUUAAACCGCACAUCCUCGACAUUCGUUUAUAAAAUGAACACAUUUCAAAUCCCCCUCCCUCCCCUUCCCUGUGCAGUGUUGGCACAGAGACGUUUCAGUUGUUUUCAAAAUUGCUUUGCGGGGGAAAGGGAGGGGGGGGGGAAAUAGGGCCAGAGGGGGAGAGGGGAGCUUGGAACAUUAUUCUGAAAAUAAUUUUUACAAUAGAUAAUCUGAGUAACAUAUAUCAAAGAAGGCUUUGUCAACAAAUAAUGAAAAUGUUCCAACAAGUUUGACUAGGACUAACCUAAGUUGAAACAGGUAGCGUUUUUCUGCCAUGAUUUAUUUUGUGCAAGGACCUCCUUCAAUGAGCUCAUCCAAACCUUUCUACACUAACACCAGUCACCAUAUUUUCUAUACCAUUUUCUCUGCGCUUCCUAUGUUACUAACAAGAGAAUUUAACCUUUUAACUCCCAAGAUCUGAUUGUUAAUUCUCCCCUGUAGCUGCUACACAUUUCCUUGUAAAUUGGUUUUGAGAACUUGGUGCUACAUCAAGAUAGCAGCAUCUACCUGAUAAGGUUGAAUAUUCUCAUUGCCUGUUUUCUGAAGAAUGUGUGGAUAUUGUAGGGAGAAUUUUUAUGUUAAUCACUUCUGGGAGUUAAAGGGUUAAACCUGGCUAGUUUAUCUGGCUCUAGCCUGUGCUCUUGAUUGUGCUAGUUAAGCUCUGUUAAAGGAACCACAAGCAAACCAUCCUUAUGGAAGACUAAUGAGAGAAACAUCUAGAAAUGUAUGGUGCCUAUGAAUAAAGUACUGAAAAUUUGUAUCUUUGACACACCCUAGCCUGAAAAUCCCAUUUAAGUGCACUGAAAUGCCAGUGCCCUUUGCCCUAUUGAGUCAUGCCCCGUCUGUAGCAUGAAUCACCCCCGCCCUUCAAAAAGGGGGGGAUGACAGUGACAAUUUUCUGCGCAGCUCACUUAAAGUGGCUUAGACAAGCCACUUUAAGUGCCUUUCCUUGUGUUUGAUAGGGCUGGUAUUCAUGCAGCAAGAAGGAAUAAAAAAUGGAGUAUCAAGAACUGGAAAAUAUUUAUACCACAUAGAAUCUUCAAAGCCUCUUAAGGUGCCUUUCCUUAUGUUUGGUCAGGCUGGUAUUCAUGCAGCGAGAGGGAAUAAUAAAUGGAGUAUCAAGAACUGGAAAAUAUUUAUACCAUGUAGAAUCUUCAGAAUUAUAUGCUGUAGAAAAAAAGUUUAAAACUAUCCCACAAGGGGAGGGGGAAGGGUGGGUCACUGACACCAAGGACCUCCUAGCUACGCCCCUGUAUCAGCUACUUUUAAAAGGAGAUUUUCCAGGAUACAGAAAUCCAAUGAUGUUUAAGAAUUUAUUGUACUAAAAGUUUUGAUGUGUUUCUUUUAUCUCACAUAUGGAAUGUGUAAAAUUGUGGCUAUUUUACUCUGAUUUUCCAACAUACACUUGAAUUGAUAAUGUUUCAUCCAUGUUAUUCAUUUCCUUCUUUUGCUAUUGGUUUUGGUAGCAGUAACUCUUACUGCAGAAAGGCUUCUCAGAUAAUGAAUUUAGCAGAAAAAAAAACGUAAUCCCUUUAUAUGCCUUUUAAAGGAUACUACUCUUUAUAUCUGUUGUAGCUGCACGGAGUAUUUUGAUGCUGCUGUGCUAGAUGCAUUUCCAAAGAAGAGGACAUCAGUACGUAUUCUGGAUGCGGGCGCAGGACAAGGUUCAACCGCCUCUUACCUGCGUUCCUUGGGAUACAACAACAUUGAUGCCUUGACAGUGUCUAAAGAGAGACUUGAUCGUGCAGAAGCAAGUGGACUUUACAGAAACCUUCUUUACACUGCUCUGAAAGCAGAAUCCACCUUGUGCGCCACUGGUGCGUUUGAUGCCAUGAUCUGUGCAGACGGUGUUUUUCCAGAUGAAGUGGACCCUGAUGCAAUGGAUGAGAUGUUACGCCUUGUCAAGCCAGGUAGCUAUUUUAUGUUUUCAAGAGUGAAUCAAGUUUAUGGAUGAUCUAUGCUGAGCUAAAAGAAAAACGAAUCUGGAAAAUUGCCUCAUGUUUAGCGUUGUUUAAGGGAUGAAAGUAGUGACUGUACUAUUAAGGUCAUUUAGCAAUACGAUGUUACAGCCGAGCAGGGUUAUUGGGCCAUGUUAUUGGGUAAGGCUUAAGCUAUAUCAGUGCCCCUCUCUUCUUACUAGUGAUAACUGGUUCAAGCAAAUUGCCGUUAAAAUGCUGAAAAACUUUGUUAGCAUCCAUUUUUUCAAGGAAGUGUAGAUUAUGAGCAGUCCCUGCUUAUUUGCGGUUUUGUCAUGCAAAUAAUAAAAAAUCUUUAAAAAAAGGAUGUUGGUGUGCCGUGUGGAACUCUAGAUCUUUGAUUAAGACUUUGCUGAAAAGCAGGGACGGCUGGUAGUCUUAAGGGGGUGUGUCAAUUAUCAAGUUUGGGCUUAGGUGCAAUGGAUCAAGAAAUUAUUAAAAAUUAUUUUUUCUCUCAACUGCUUCUGUUUCAGGUGGUAUUGUGUGCUUCACAAUGAAUGCAGCACAAUUUGACAGUGCCCAUAACAGCUUCCGAUUAAAAUGCGAAGACUUCAUCUCCAAGAGAAAAUGGAAACUAAUAUCACAAGGUAUUACUUCCCAACCCCAAGAUUCAGAGAAAGACAACAAUAAUCAUCAAUGUGCUGAAAGAAACUCUUCAGACAGCUAUGUUUUAGUUUUUGUGGUAAUUGAUAAUUACUAAAACUUUGUAUCUAUAAAGGGGGUAAGUUUCUAAAGAAACUGUGGUGCUGCAUCGGUGGGAGAGUAUAACAGGUAAUUUAGUGUUAACAACUAAGUUGAAAACAUAAAUUAGCUACCGUAAAGGGUAAAAAAAAUUAUAAUUGCUCUGAUGAAGGGUUCAUGCUCGAAAUGUCAGCUUUUUUUAUCCUUUAUGGUGGCUAAUUUAUGCUUUCAACUUAGUUGUUAACACUAAAUUACCUUUGCAUCCAUAGCCUGGCAUAAUGUCAGCCUUGAAUAUUAACAUCAAGUGCGGUCAUCUUACAGAGAAUGGUGAAAAUAUUAUUAAAUUUAUUUGGAGAUGUUAACUCUUGAGGCCAAUGGUUCUACCCGACCCAUAUUUUUAUUGCAAAAAAAUUCACCAGCAAAACUUAUUUGAUCAUAUAAAUACUAUUACAUUAAGCUCUUUAUAGUAGUUUUCAAUUGAAAAUCAAAUGUUUUGCCACAAAAUUUAUAUGGUGCGCACUCAGAUAAGUGUGCAUGGGCAAUCUUUUUUUUAGCCUUUAUGCCUGUUUUCAACUCUUUUUUGAGGCGACCAUGAGAAUAUAAUGUUUUUUAUCCAUUCACUCUGUCAAGAAAUAUUGCAUUAAAAAAAAGGCUACAUGAGAUUUUUUUUAUCUAAAAUUUUAAGAUAGAACAUAAUUUAGCACUAAACAUUCAUGAAAAUAAAUGAAUAAAUGGUAUAGCAGUGCUUGUAUUAGGGAUUUAUAAAUUUACUGUAAAUUAUUUAAGAAGGAAAAUUAUUCUUUGAUAAGAAUUUGUGACUGUCACAGUUCAGGCCAUCUGUCUUUGUAAAAAUAUUGAAUAUGGUCUUUUAAGUCAGUCUACUUAGUCUUUAUUGUAACUAUUUUGAUUAUGAUCAGAAAUUUAAAUGUUAUAAAUAGCUUGUUUAUUAACUAUAAUUUAAAACUGUUUGCUCUUUAUGAAAGAGAAUGCAAUUGGGCCAUCCACAAAUGGCUUGGCUGUAUGUUUUGUAGGAUAAAAAUAAUAUUCAGCUUUUGGAAACAAUAAAACUUUGUAAAUACAGC